Molecule: messenger RNA, 348 nt
Organism: Pocillopora meandrina
Lineage: Eukaryota; Metazoa; Cnidaria; Anthozoa; Scleractinia; Pocilloporidae
Source: the annotation of a GenBank genome assembly
CCCAUCCCCCUCCCCCUGCCUACCCAGUUUGACUUGUGGCAAAGAAUAUGGACUGCUAAGAGAGAAAAGGUAGCAGACAUCCCCGAAAAGAUUGCCAGUACUUUGAAAAGUGUUGAUCCAGCUUCUUUUCCAAACAUCUUCACCAUCCUACAGAUUCUUGCAACAAUCCCUAUUACAUCUUGUUCCUGUGAGAGGUCAAUAUCUUGCCUUCGUUAUCUGAAGAAUUAUCUAAGAGGCACAAUGGGAGAAGAGAGAUUGAAUGGCUUGGCAAUUGUGCAUGCUCAUAGGGACAUUGCCUUGGAUUUGGAUGAAAUCAUUAACUUAUUAGCUUCUCUUCAUCCCAGAUGA